Messenger RNA from Mugil cephalus (flathead mullet), 7034 nucleotides. It is a transcript of the gene unc5db, whose product is annotated as unc-5 netrin receptor Db. The coding region runs from base 307 to 3195 and encodes 962 amino acids. The transcript has 17 exons. Gene Ontology annotation, cellular component: membrane. Lineage: Eukaryota; Metazoa; Chordata; Actinopteri; Mugiliformes; Mugilidae. Gene Ontology annotation, molecular function: netrin receptor activity; protein binding. Gene Ontology annotation, biological process: netrin-activated signaling pathway. The record is from RefSeq and is a predicted model, not a curated record.
CGGGAUGAUGAUGCCAGGAAAGGAGGCUAAACUCCGAGCGCACGUCUCCCCCGCUGCGCACACACGCGCAGCAAAAGUGAAGUGAAGAUGCUUCUUCCAUUUCGAUCAACAGUGCAGCUCAUGAGCCAUCCACUUCCUCCUCUGCCGAUUCUUCUUCUGCCAGAGCGCCAAACUGUCCCCUUCUCUGGUUUACAAGAGGAAGUUGCGCAGCCGGGGCUCGUCCAGCUCGGAGGAGGCGAGAGGAGGCACCAGAGAUCCGGAGCACCGUCACUUCUAUAGCGGACCGGUGGAGAGCUACGCCUCGGUAUGGGUGCGCUGGCAAAAGGACGUUACCUCUUCACGCCGGUCCUCCUGCUCCUUGUUUAUUACACAGUAUCCGUGAUAUCCAAAGGUGCCACUGCUGAUGCUCAGCCUGACGCUCUGCCCUCGGUGCAGGGCACUCUGCCGCACUUCAUCCAGGAGCCGGAGGAUGCCUACAUUGUCAAAAGCAAUCCCAUCAAGCUGCGUUGUCGGGCCGCACCUGCCUUGCAGAUCUUCUUCAAAUGUAACGGGGAAUGGGUGCACCAGAAUGAGCACUUCUCCCACGAAUAUAAAGACCUCAACACUGGGCUCAAGGUGCGUGAGGUGAUGAUCAACGUUUCCCGCCAGCAGGUGGAGGAUUUCCAUGGACCUGAGGACUACUGGUGCCUCUGUGUGGCCUGGAGCCACCUGGGCACCUCCAAGAGUCGGAAGGCCACUGUCCGCAUCGCCUACCUGAGGAAAAACUUUGAGCAAGACCCCCAGGGGAAGGAGGUGCCCAUCAACGGGAUGAUCGUUCUGCACUGCCGCCCUCCAGAGGGAGUGCCCGUGGCGGAGGUGGAAUGGCUGAAAAACGAAGAGCUGGUGAGCUCCCUGACCGACGACAACAUCGACACCCGAGCCGACCACAACCUCAUCAUCAACGAGGCGCGUCUGUCCGACUCGGGCAACUACACCUGCCUGGCCAGCAACAUCGUGGCUAAGAGACGCAGCGCCACAGCCACGGUGACAGUCUUCGUGAACGGCGGCUGGUCCCUGUGGACGGAGUGGUCGGCCUGUAACGUGCCAUGUGGGCGGGGUGUCCAGAAGCGAUCUCGAACCUGCACUAACCCGGCGCCCCUGAACGGCGGGGCGUUCUGCGAGGGCAUGUCUGUACAGAAGAUCACCUGCAACGCGCUCUGUCCAAUUGAUGGAGGCUGGGACGAGUGGAGUGAAUGGACAGUGUGCAGCAGCCAGUGCGAGAGGCAGCGGAGUCGGGAAUGCAACUCCCCAGCGCCCCGACACCGAGGAAAGAUGUGUGAAGGGAACAGCGAGGCCACUGAGAACUGCACAGAUGGAAUGUGUACCCAGAAUCGAAAGCUGCUACAUGACGUUAAACCUCAAAGUAUGGACGGCUCCAAUGAUGUGGCCUUGUACUCAGGCCUUGGAGCCGGCAUCAUCGCCGUGGCAAUCCUUGUGGUGGCUGUCAUGCUGUACAGGAAGAACCACAGCGAUUACGGAGUGGACGUCAUCGACUCCUCUGCGCUCACUGGGGGCUUCCAGUCUUUCAACUUCAAGACCACCAGACAAGGCAACCCGCUGCUUCUCAACUCCUCAAUGCAGCCCGACUUAACAGUGGGAAGGACGUACAGCACUCCCCUCUGCUUUCAGGACAGCACAGACAAAGAGCUCUUUGACCCCUUGCCAGACAUCAAGGUCAAAGUUCAGAGCUCCUUUAUGGUUUCACUAGGUGUGGCUGAGCAGGCAGAGAUCCACGUCAAGGCCCCGUCCGAGACCUUCCCGCGUGAUCUGAGCCGCGACUACUGCAGCACCGUGGACAGACGCAAGAAGGGCCUGCUCACACUCAACGGGCCCUUCAGCACCGGCAUAGAGCAGCUGAAGACCACCGGCAUAUUCGGCCACCCCGGGGGGCGGCUGGUGGUGCCCAACACAGGGGUCAGCCUGCUGGUGCCUCAUGGAGCCGUGGCUGAAAAUAUGUCCUGGGAGAUGCACAUGGUGAUCAAUCAGGGAGAGGCAAGUGUCCAAACACUGGAAGGCUGUGAGAUCCUCCUGGGCCCAGAGGUGACGUAUGGUCCUCCAGGGCUGGACCUCUUAUGCCCAGUGGCCAUGACCAUCGCCCAUUGUGCCGAGGUGGAUGCCGAGAACUGGAACAUCCAGCUCAAGAGGAAAACCCAGGACAGCAAAUGGGAGGAAGUGAUGGCAGUGGAGGAGGAGUCCACUUCCUGUUACUGCCUGAUGGACUCGACGAGCUGCCACCUGCUGCUGGACCAGCCAGGCUCAUACGCCCUGGUGGGCGAGCCCUUGACGCAGGCUGCCGUCAAGAGGCUGAAGCUGGCAGUGUUUGGGAGCAUGGAGGCCUGCUCCGUGAACUACAGCCUGCGGGUGUACUGUGUGGACGACACGCCGCACGCCUUUCAGGGAGUGGUGGCUGCAGAGAAGAGCAGAGGGGGUCAGCUCCUCGAGGAGCCAAAGAUGUUGCCUUUCCGAGCGAACACCUUCAGCCUCCAGGUGUCAAUCCAGGAUGUUCCUCAGUUCCUGUGGAGCAUCAAACCCUUUACUACAUGUCAGGAAUUCUCCUUCCCCCAAGUGUGGUGCAGCAACCAGCAGCCCCUGCACUGUGCCUUCUCUCUGGAGAGAUACAGCCCUGCCACCGCCCAGCUCUCCUGCAAAAUCAGCGUGCGCCAGGUCAAAGGCCACGAGCAGAUUCUGCAGGUCUACACGGCCGUGGCCGAGACUGAAAAGGAGUCGGUUCCAUUUUUUAUGCAGACAGACUGCACCAUCACGUCCCAGACGGGGCCCAAGGCCUUCAAAAUCCCCCUGUCCAUCCGCCAGAGGAUCUGUGCCACCUUCGACACUGCCAACGCCAAGGGCAAGGACUGGCAACUCUUAGCCCAGAAACUCCACUUAGAUCGAAACCUGGGCUACUUUGCCAAGCAGCGGAGUCCCUCCGCGGUCAUAUUGAGCCUGUGGGAGGCUCGCCACCAGGACACUGCUGACCUUGAUUCUCUAGCCAGCGCCCUGGAGGAGAUUGGCAAGAUCCACUCCAGAAGCUCCCCCAAGGACCAGGAUGAGCCGGAGUCUGACUUCAAUCACAUACAAGCAGGCAGUCUGUGCGGAACGGGCAAACUAAACAGUCAGAAGACUGAAGAGGACACUGCUCCUGAAUAUACAGGCUGAGAGAGGACACACAGCAAGUACAAAACCGACAGACUGAGCCAUAGAUCUGUGUACGCACACAGCCAGUGAUGGACAACACACUGCGGCGGUGCUCUAGAAGGUCAUGAGGUUGUCUGUGAGUAGACGGUGCCAGCGGUCAACAUGCCCGACCAAUCACAACAGGCCGAGGCGAGCCGGUGCCUGCUGUGGAUCUGUCCCUCUCUUUAAAGAUUCUCUCUGAGAACGAACUGUAAAUCUUUUUCUGCAUUCUCAUUCAGUCCCCAAGUCCACAUAUACCUUUUCCUUUUCUUGUUUUUUUUUUUCUUUGAAGUUGAUAUGCUGUAUAUUCAUUCUCCUUUCUGUCCGUGUACUUUCUGAAUCCGUGUCAGAGGAGAAAGGGAGUUCCUUUUCUGCUUCUCUUUCCCCUCUUUUUCCUCACCGGUCCACUCGGAGCUCAGUCUAUUUCCAUAGAGGUUCUCAUAUGCAAAAUAAGGUGAUCCAGUCGGUGGCAGAAGUUGCCUUCAGGGUUUUCUGUCAGGAAGGCUUUAGGGCGUCAGGUGAGAGAGUGUGUAAAGAACCGCAUAAUGAGGAGGUUGGGGUGGAUGAAUGGGUCAAAUUCAGGACUUUCACCCAGGAGACUGGGGUUUGUGUAAAUCCCAAAGUCAAUGUUGAUUUUUUUUAUUUUAAGUCACAGCAUGGUUGGGUUUAAAAAAAGAUGUUUUGGAUUAAAAGAGAUCCUUUCACAACAUUAACCACGGGUUAGAAAGCCCUGAAGCCAAACUUCUCCCACGUACAACUGUGGACUAAUUUAGUCACCUGCAUUCAAUCUAACACCCAUUUCAAUGAAUGAAUGAGGACUUAAAAGCUACUUCUUUAAUGUCCAACAUUGUCAUUUCAGGGGGAAGCUUCAGAUUACUUUUUCAUCUUUUAAAAUCAAAUCCAAAAUUCCUUUAGUACAGUUGGCACUUCUGGUGGCGUGUGAUGAUCAUUAAUACAAAAAAUAGCAGCCCCAGUGGAACUAUGAAGGUCAGCACUGUGCUCACGUUGUCUGGAGAAAAAAAAAAAAAAAAGAAAAGAAAAAAAGUUGUGGUUGUGGCGUAAUGUGGCAGGGAGAGAUUCCUAACCGUGGCAUUACAGCUCAUUAGAGUUUCCUCCAGCAGCAGAUAGCGAGAGAGGAAGCUGUAAAACAUCAUUUCCUGGCACCGCGGGGAGCGUGUCGUUGCUUCUUAUCACCCAGCUUCUACCAUUAACACCCGUCACAUAGACCUCAUAUCAGGCUCUGACACACCUGACUGCCCCCCCACCACCACCACCACCAUCAUCAAAACACCCUGGCACACUCACACAUUGACUUUUCAUGCCUGCCCACGUCAAGUGCACUAAGGACAAUAAAACACACUAUCACUUAAAAUCACACACGCACACAAAAACACUAACCCCCUGCGUAUGUGAAGUAGUGACGAAUGAAAACGUGCUGAUAUAAAGUCCUGUGUCAACUAAAUGAAGCACUUUUUAAGUGUCUGAUUUUGUUUGUAUGCCCGACUAAAGCAGUCAGAGCCUUAGAAAGUGUGUGGACGAUAUUCAUCAAUGAAAAUUUAACGUAUCAGUAAAUAAAUAUUUCAACAUUGCACACACACAAAUAAUUAGUCUUUCUGCAUUUAAAUGUUUUGAAUGGGUCAAAACAGCCAUGUAUAUUGGUGCUUGAACGCACCUCAGCCAUGACCAUAGUGGAUAUCGAGUUUCCUAACCACUAGUCUACGACACCUCUUUAGCAUGCUAGAUGGAUGAAUAAGGCCAAACUAGCCAAAAGCAUAUCUUCUCAUAUGCUCCUAAUGGUAUUUGGCCAUGAAAUAGUUAAUAGGUUAUUAUUCCUAAGUUUGAGCUAUCCGCCACAGAGACACAACCUCACACAAACCGAAGCGAAUGAAACAUCCUCUGCGGUGCUCAUGGAAAUGAAAAACUACGCUGAGAGCCUCGCUAAUUUACACUCAGACGGAGGAGGGCUAGCUAGGUGAGAGGAGGAGCUGAGCUGUAGAAGAAGGUUAGAAGUGUUCGCCGACUACAGGGAGGGAUGAGAUGGACGCGUCUGAAUUUUGCACAAACCGCAAUCACGACUCACUCAUCUGCAGCUUCAUUUGAAGUGCUAGGUGGUGUUCUGUCCAUUCCUCUACGAUUCAGUCGCAUCGCACUGAAUCAGCUUGAGGUGGGAAGACUGUUUCUGUGGACUGACAGAUUUGAGUCUGCCUGAAAUCGUCGUGGCUGCCUGGAAUAAAAACACACAGUGAAUGUGUCAGCUUUAUGCUAACCCAGAAGAGUGUGAGCAAGACAGAAGGGUGAUCUGUUGGAUUUAAAUGUUGGUUUUUGGGGGGGGGGGGGGAGUAAAACUAUUUGAGAUGAAAUAUGUUUGAGGAACAGGUACGAGGAUUCAUACAGGGAAGUUAAAUUCCGAUAUAAAUCAAAUGUUGAACCUGUCAAUCAUCAUCAGGACAAAGAUACAGAACAUCCCGACAUCCACUAAAGACGGGCAGGCAACACAUUUCAAGUUGUCCUUCAUUUUGAUCUCAGCUAUAUGAAAUUUAGUGCUUCAUAAAAAAACAACAAAAAAACUGAAUAAUAAUAAAGAAAAAAUAACAUAUUUUUAUAGGUAUGCUGGAAUAACAAAACAUAAUGAAACUUCUGAAUACUUUCCAUUAUCAUGACAGUUCAUCUCUUCACCGGAUAUCAAAUCCUAAUAAAGCAAACAGACAUCCUGUUACUGGAGGACAGCAGAACGUCUGAACGUCCCGCAAACAAAACAUAAUGAACCCUCAAGAUACGUAAUGCACACAGUGUAUAAGAUGGCUGCUGUCUCUAUGAUGGGGAAUCAGACUAUAAUGGUGACUUUGAAUACAUCACUGACUAUCUCUGACCUGAUACUGUAUAUGUCAUUGAACUCAUCCUGCCAUGAUAAGAGCUGUUUUUGUUUUCCUGCAGCUUCUCUAUGCAUUUCUAAUCAAACUCUAUUCAUCUUUUCUGUGUUUUAAGCUGGUAAGUGAAGAAUGUGAAAGGUAAUCUUUUAUGUUUUCCCAAUAUGAUUGUUUUCUUAAUUGUGACUAACUGGAUUUUUCUUUCCAUUCCUGCAAGCAAAGAGUGUCAGAAAAUGGAAAUGUGCGCUUUUGUGACGCUUAGCGGUGGCUUAUGUUGCAUCAGGAGCAUCCUGUCUGUGCAGUACACCCCAUCACCCACACCCACAACAUUCACCUCCACUCUGGAUGUGUUUCAGCUGUGUCUAUUGUAAUCCCAUUAGCGUUCCUUUAAAAGAGAGCUCAGACACACACACACACACACACACACACACUCAUGCACUAACAUAUUCUCACUAUGUAUAAUGCUUUGGUGUAAGACUAACCCUGUUCACUGUUGCGUCCAUGAUUUCCUGUCACCUGAGUUGCUCAGUCUCAUCCUCCUUCUUUGCUUUACGCAUGGCCUUCGGCUUCAUAUCACUAUUCUCGUGCCUUGUUUAACUACUGUAAAUGGUGAAUGUUGUAAAGUACAGAUGGGGAUGAAAAAAAAACAGAACAAUUAAUCAUACUGACAUACAUUUAAAGGUAUUAGUUGAAAAAGUAUUUAAGAUUAUAAUAUUGAAUAGGCUGCAGAGCUUUUCUAGUGCUGAACAUCUAUGUUUGGUAACGCCAGGGCAGCUUUGUGGUAUAUUGUAUCUAUAAUUAUGGACAUUUUGGAUGUUUUCUGUACAGUAGAAUUUGCAAAUGUAUAUGCAGCCUUUUGGAAAUAAAUGUACAGUUGAAAGCUCAACUCUCCCUGAGCUAUUUAUUCUGCGUCAUGCGGUGAACAUGUCCAUUAAAUCUUUUACCACAAUAGGA